Messenger RNA from Portunus trituberculatus (swimming crab), 2680 nucleotides. Its product is annotated as transient receptor potential channel pyrexia-like. Bases 152 to 2227 code for a protein of 691 amino acids. Lineage: Eukaryota; Metazoa; Arthropoda; Malacostraca; Decapoda; Portunidae. The transcript is spliced from 5 exons. Gene Ontology annotation, biological process: monoatomic ion transport; transmembrane transport. Gene Ontology annotation, cellular component: membrane. The record is from RefSeq and is a predicted model, not a curated record. Gene Ontology annotation, molecular function: monoatomic ion channel activity; protein binding.
AAGAUAAAUGGAGACAAGACCGCGAUAUGAGCACACAUUAACGAGUGUUUUUGAGGUGUGGUUGUGUGCUUGCUGGAGGUGAUACCUAGCUGUCGCUCACACCAGCUCAUCUACAGUAUACAUAUAUAUACUGUACAUACAUAACUUCUUCAUGGAUACUUUUCACCCUGAGCAAUCCCAGGUGGUGGAGACUUUCCCGAUGACUUCCCUGAACAGGACGAGACACUACAGCAUCAUGGGAGAGAGACCUGGGAGAGUGGAUGUUAAGAUUGGAGAUUUCUUUAGUGCCAUUGAGACUCAGUCCAUGAAGCAGCUACAAAAAUGUAUGCAGAAGGAACCAGAGAAGAUUAAUGGCCAUGGGGGACCUUUCUUCAUCACACCUCUCCAUUUCGCUGCAGAGGUGGGCUGGUUGGAGGGAGCUAGGGAACUCUUGGCGAGAGAAGCGUCUGUAUGUGCCAGAAACCAGUAUGGCCAGACGCCGCUCCACUAUGCCGCCACAGCCAAACACGAACCCAUCACCGCCCUGAUGCUGACCAGCACCACCAGCUUCAAAGCCCUCAAUCUUCGCGACAUGCGGGGAAUGUCGCCAUUGCACGAGGCAGCAGCCAGUGGUUGUCUGCCUGUAGUGAAGAUUCUGCUCGAGCACGACGCCGUAGUCACGUGUCUGGACAACCAAGGAGAGUCACCACUACACAAAGCGGCCAAAGCGGGUGCUUUCAGUGUGAUGGUGGCCCUCAUGGAGGCGGGCGCCGACCUGCAGGAAAAAGAUCUGCGGGGAAUGUGUGCGAUGCGUUGGCUCAUCUUCUCUGCUGACAAUGGUUUGCAGCGUCUGCUGGACCACCUACUCAUCACCAGUGGCAGCAGCAGUUGUCGUCCUCCAGUCACUUUUAACUUCCUGCCGCUCGUGAAGAGCUCGGGGACACAGGAGUGCCGGCUUCUCUCGUACUUCAUCCAGACAGACAACCGAGAUAUUCUCGCCCACCCUGUGUGUCAAGUGUUUAUUCUUAUCAAGUGGAGAAGAAUGAAACCCAUCUUCCUUGGAUACCUAUUGUACUUUAUGAUUUAUGCAAUACUGACAAAUCUGUUCAUAUUCAGGCGCCAAUUGGUUAAAGAAAAUGAUGAAGAACGAACAAUCAACGCCACGCACAUUGCCGAUAAGGACCCCACCACCCAGCCUGACUCUGUAGCAAUACAUGUGAUACACGGGCUACUGUGUGUCAUGACGCUGCUGCUCUUUAUGUCUCAGAUUAACCGUCUCAGGACCCAAGGGUGGCGGGUGUGUGUCUGGGAUUCUAACUUCUGGCUCCAGCUGUCAUCGGUGGUAUGUGUCACAAGCCUCCUUGUCCUGUACUGGUGCCGAGGACUGCCCAGAAAAGAAGACAUGGAAGACAAUAUUGCUACUAUACAGUUACUGUUUCUGCAACUACACUUCCUCUUUAUCCUCAAGAAAUAUCCUUCAUAUGGGCUAUAUGUUGUGAUGUUCAUGAAAGUGGCCAAAGAAUUUUUGAAGUUGUUUGUGGUGUACUGCACACUCUUGCUUACCUUUACUUCUACCAUGUUUCUCACCUUUAACUCUAACGGCUCAGAGAAUACCGUGCAUAGCAGGUGGCCCAUGCUGUUCCUGAAGAGCAUCACCAUGAUGGUGGGGUCUGUGGAGAUCACUGAUUCACUAGUGGAGCAGCACAACUCAAAUCCUAUCACUGCUGGUGCUCUCUUCUUUUUCUCUGUGGUCUUCAUCUCCAUUGUGUUGGCGAAUCUACUUGUCGCCCUCGCUGUCAGUGACAUCCGUGAACUACGAGCCUCGGCCCACCUAACUCGCUUCGCCAGCAUUGUGGAGGCUCUUCAGAACAUUGAGCAGUCGUGUGACUUCCCCUUCCUGUGGCGGCUAGGAAAUUACUGCAGACUGCACACUGCAGCAACGCACGUCCGUAUGUGGCCUAAACACAACUCCCCCCAUCCGUGCAUCACGGUGGAAUUGCGAAAACAGCACCAGCACCGAGCCCAACAAAGAUAUGGUUGGAGUACGUGGCUGGUGGAGCGCCUCCAUCCUCGUGAAUUCCAGGAGAACAUCUCCGUCACGUUGCACGACGAGGUACUGGCGCGAAUCACCGCUAGAGAAACCAUCGCCUUAGAUCCCGACCAGCUGGAUGUACCUCAUGAUUAUAAAGUGUUUUUUGAUGAAAUUCUCAAAAGACUUAGGCUCCUCGAGGUGUCUCGCAUUCAUUGAUUCCUGAAGACCUAAAGAUACUUCACCUCAAGAUAAAGGUAUACCUCACCUAGAGUAGUGAUAGUACUUUAUGACAGACUCAGAUCAACCCAUCAAUCAGGAACACGAGGUUGAUUCAAAGACAUUUCUAUAGCCACUCAAGAAACCUAGAUGAGUAGAGUUUGUGGCCUCUGCAGAUCAAACUCUGCUCUACUGCACAAUAUGUUUUUUUUUUUUUUUCUUUUUUAUCAGUAAACACCACCUGUUGUCAAAACAAAAACAUAGAUGGUGUUGUUAUUGAUGUGGAAACCUCAUUCUUUUUAGUUAGACCACAAACCUCUAUUGAUAUCAUGUCCUGGAGCAUUAAUGCAGUGAAAACCAAAAUAGAAAGCCUGUUUGCUGCCUGAAAGCUGAGCCUGUUUGCAAAGUUUGACGCAGUAAGUUUGAAUGAAAUUAAAACAGUGCCCAAUAUCA